Molecule: messenger RNA, 1233 nt
Organism: Penicilliopsis zonata CBS 506.65
Lineage: Eukaryota; Fungi; Ascomycota; Eurotiomycetes; Eurotiales; Aspergillaceae
Exons: 1
Coding region: 1-1233 (410 amino acids)
Source: RefSeq, a predicted model, not a curated record
AUGGAGAUCCAAGACUGUGGCCUGGGCGAUUUUGGCAACCUGCCCCCUGAAAUGCGUUCUUGUAUCUGGGACCAUCUGUGCCCCCACGACUCGACCCAGACCGACCUAUCAAUCCUUCGCGCAAGUAAAUGUCUCCACGAGGAAAUAUCACAUCAUUUCUACUCUCGAAUCUCUCUUGACGUGAAUGUCAGCCCGAAGUUCGAGCGCCUCCAGUUUCUCGAAAUCUAUUCACGCAAAUGGAACAAACACUGGUUCCUUCCCACCCAGAGCUACGCCCGCCGCCGCGGCUUCCAGUCCCUACCAUACCACAAGGUCGACCUCACCAUCAACAUCCACGCCCCGAACCCGAGAGAUCCCGGCCAGAUGAUCACGCUGUGGAAGCGCAUGAAGGCGCUGAGCCGAAUCCUACAGCGGGCAUCCAAAAUUAAGAGCCUUAAACUGUGCUUCCAGAGAGGCGAGGGAAAACAAGACUGGCAGGGCAGUAUCAGAGACGGUCAGGCAAGCUCGAGCAUUCGCUGCGGCGACCUCGACAUCCCAGACUAUUUCAUGGCCCUGAUCCCGCUCUGUAGCCUCAAAAGCAUCCAGGAAUUCCAGAUCAGCGCGGAUUGCCAAGAGUUCUUCGAUGCCAUCGACUGGAGCCUGAUCAACUCCAGCCGAGAGUUCAUCCUCAAGGGCGUCCUCCCAUCCCAAGACGGCAACAACGACGGCAACAACGGCAACAGCGACAACUACCUCCCCAUCCUGGAUGAGUUUCGUGACAUCUCCCACCUGGUGGCGGAGCUCUCCUUCAUGCUCGACCUGAAACUAGACGACAUGGACGGCCACACCGCCAACAUGCUACGUCUAGACCGGUUCAGCCGAUGGUUCCGCAACGGUCGAACGGGCCUCUCCCCGUACCAGCGCCAAAUUAGACACCUCCUCCACCGGUACCCGGAUAUCGUCCGCUACCAUGAUCCGUUCCUCGCCGACCUGCGCAAGCGACACAUCCAGCUCGUCGCAACGUACCACGUCGAAUUCGGACAUGGGAGGACUUUCCCCUGCCGCGUCUGGGAUAGUGCGGAGUGGGACUGCCAUUAUCCGCGGGGGAUCGAUCCCUUACGGAGGGAUCUAGUCCAGCUAUACUGGGAGGAUUAUAUGGUGUAUGUCCAGCGAGGAUUGUUCCGGCCCUUGGACCGGUUAAUUUGGGAUUAUAAUUCCCGGCGGGCUCGUUCCUCCCCUUCCAACUUGGAUUGA